CUCACCUCACUUUCUUCCUUCAUUCCCUUUCUCUUGCUCAACAAUAUGGCAAAAACGGCCCUUCUUUUGCUACUCGUGGCACUCGUCACCCUAUCAUUCACUCCCGGUGUCUACGCGUUCGGAGCUGGAAACAUUCCUUCCUUUUCAUACCUUGAAGAAAAGGCUUUUAGGCAUGGUGAUAUUGAAGACAUCAUUGCAAAUUUGUUCAAAGCCGCUGGUGGCGGUUUCCUCUCCAGAGGUACCAAGUUUACGCCACUGGAUGUUAAGCGUGUCUAUUUUGGAAACUGGCUUCGAGACUACAGUCAAGCUGUAGACGUUGGCUCUCUCAAGAAAACCAAUCUUCAAACGAUCAUCAACAUUGUCAUGGUUUUGGGUUUUAUGGCACACGGUUAUGCUACUGGCGAGUUUGAAGUCACCAAGGACCGACUCGGCUGCUACCUUCCGACUGAGCAUAUUGACAACCCUAAGGGAUAUGCCGAUGGCGAAGACGCUAGGCAGUAUGACAGUCGAUUGCGGGGACCGGUGGAUCCCAGGGAGCUCGAAAUUGACCCCCGGACCGGAAUGAAGAAUUACAUUGCAAACGAGAACGGGGGCUGGGCAACUUCGAAAGCUCUCGUGAGGCAGAGGCUACAAGAGUGUAUUCAUUAUGGUCGACAGUACAGGUCGAACAAUAACAAGUCCGACCUGUACGAAGCCUUCCAGCUUCUCGGACGUGCAUUGCACACUCUUGAGGACUUCACUGCCCACUCUAACUGGUGCGAGCUUGCCCUCAUUUCCUUCGGUUACACCAACGUUUUUCCCCACAUUGGACAGAAUGUGAAGGUACGGGCUCCUAAUGGGCGUGAUGUGUACCCUCUUGUAACAGGCACAUUCGGUGGUGCUGAUUUCAUCCAUUCUUUGAUGGGUGAAGCGACGGACCAUCUUUCGCAGGCAUCUGUUUCCGACCUUAGCAAGCAGAUGACCAAUGCUCGUUCCGUAUCCGAGGGUCAAAGUAGCUCCGCCGACACUCUUCGCCAACUUUUCUUCAGCAUUCCGGGCGGUGAAGGAGACAGCAUGACUCGUGAUUUGGAGGGUAUUCAAAACAUGCGAGCAGGUCAACCCGGCGGUGUCGAUCCUAGCACAAUGAGCCCUCAAGAGCUCCAUCAGACCAUCUGGCAGAUUCUGAGCUUCAGGGACUCAGUAAUGAAGAAGAUUGAAAACACCAUCGAUCGAAUCCCAGGCCUUUCCGGUCUCGUUGAAAAGAUUUCAAACUCUGUUUCUGUCUUCAUCAUCACCACCCUCGAACCGUUUGUCAAGCCUCUUUUGGGUACCGCUACAGAGGCUCUUGGUCAGUCCUCUCAAGCUGUCAUCGACUCACAUGACCAAUACGAAGUCUGGAAUGAUCGAAAUGCUUCCGACCCCACUCACUCUUUCCUUUCCAAGGAUCACUUUGGUCUCCUUCUCAAUCAACCCGCCGGUGAAAUCGCCCGAAUUGUCGUGGAACACACUGUCAACCUUGUCGUCAAGGCUUGGGACGAUAACAACAUCAAUCCCAGCCAGGUUACUGAGACAGCCCUUGAAGCUUUGUUCCAUCCAGACUUUGCCAGUGGGCAUUCCCAAAUUCAGAAGCAAAUGCUCGAUAAGAUGCGUGAAUGGAUAAACAGCACCGGCUCCAACAAGAAUGAGAUCUUGCACCGACUCACUUCCGACAUGGUAAAGCAGGGUAAGAAUCGCCGAAUCGGUGAUACCUCCGCAACCACGGGGCAUGUCCACAAUCAGCUUCUGCCUGAGGGUGGACUGCAGCAGGUGAUCGCUCAACAAAACGUUCAUGUACCUGGUGCAAGCGUACUCAACGCUGGGCAGGAUUUGAUGUCUGGAAAGAUGCCUUGGGACCAAGGAUUUGGAAGUGGUGGUGCUCAUGCCUGGCGUGAUGUGGAUCCCAGUAAUCCUAGUGCUCCAUCUGGAGGGUAUAACGCUCCGACGAAUUACAAUUCUCAGCCAUCCUACAACUCUCAACCUUCCCACACUUACGAGCAAUCCUACAGUGGUCAACCCACUUACACUACUCAUUCCCAAGCCUCUUACGGUGCCCCGACUAUGCCCCAGUCUUAUCAGUCACCUUCUCCCCAAAAUCACAACUCUCAGCCGUCUUAUGGCAAUCAAGGCGACGGCUCUGGUUAUCCAGGGCAGCAGUAUCGCCAUGACAGGCCUGGUCACCAUCAACCACCUCACCAUGGUGGCUAUGGAGCGCCACCUCAAGGCGAAUAUGGUACACCAUAUGGUGGGCCUCAUGGUGGACCGCCUCAUGGUGGCCCUCACCAGUCUCAUGGAGGAUCUCCUCAACCUCCUUAUGGGCAACAGCCUCCCUAUGGAGGUCAGUCUCAAAAUCAAUGGGCACAACGCCCUUCUUAUCAGGGACCUCCAGGUGGAUGGUAAAGAUGUCAUCGAAGAGAUCAAUUCAUUCUAACUUCCGUUGUCGAUGAUAUUUAUGAGAUAAUGGUUAAAAAAAAAAACGAAAAAGACGAGAGGAAACGAAAAAAAAAAAGGAUUGUACACACGAAAAAGACUCCAGCUUGCAGCUAGCUAUAAUGUUCAUGACUCACUUGUCCCAAAAUGCCUAAACAGUUUAAUCCACCAGCAUUGAGGACCCCUUUAUCCCUUCAUCUCCCCCCCACUUCCUUCAGGGCUUCCUAUUUUCACGUCAUUGUAACUUUCAGCUUGCCAUAUCUCGAAUUCAACUUCUCUUCGUCUGAUAUAGGCUAGAGAACAUCGCCUGCCAUGUUUUAUUGACGGGUUCAAAUGAAUUGAGAGAGUCACAACAAGCGACUUGAAGGUAUUAUAGCUGAAAAGAUGUGGUUGAAUGAAAAAGCGCCAAGCUUAAAAGCAGUUAAUAGGCUGCACCAUGAUUGUCCACGUUCAAAAUGACUCACUACAUGAUCUCGGUGCGCUUUUUAGAGGACCCCUCUCUUGAACUGGAACUUUUCGCGGUCCAACUCGACAAAUUCACAACGUUCUCCCAAGAAAUCUCCAAGCGCUGCAUCAUUUGGCAUCAUCUCGGUCAAGACUUGCCAGAUCACAGCACCAAACUCCUCCGCAGCCGUAACAUGAUAUUCUAUUUUCCAUCCCACCUGCCUUGCGCCCUGUGAACGGAGGUGCCUCAUGAUGUGUCUAGCGACGGUCAUUGUCACGUUGCCUCGAAGAUCUUUUCGUUUUCCUUUGGGUAUAUCGAAUACCACUUUACAGGAUUUACCAGGCUCACAGCCUUCCAGGUAAUCUGGUACAUACUCUAAAAGUGUUGACCAGGAG
Cryptococcus deneoformans JEC21 is the source of this 3285-nucleotide messenger RNA. Its product is annotated as heterokaryon incompatibility protein HET-C, putative. The transcript is spliced from 13 exons. NCBI's taxonomy places the organism in Eukaryota, Fungi, Basidiomycota, Tremellomycetes, Tremellales, Cryptococcaceae. The coding region runs from base 46 to 2415 and encodes 789 amino acids. The record is from RefSeq and is a predicted model, not a curated record.